AAAUCUACUACACUACCAGCAGAAGCAACCGCGACGCCCCCUACCCGCCUUUCCGGCGGCCGCCGCCCUUUAACCCCGGAAGUGGGCGGGAGAGGAAGCGGCUGGUGAUGCUGGAACAAACAUGGCUGCCCCGGCGCCAGUCGGCCCCUCGGGCUCCGGCUGUCCUCAGCUGGCCGCGGGCCUCCACUUGCUCCCGAUGCUGGGGCUGCUGCAGCUGCUGGCAGAGCCCAGCCUGGGCCGCGUCCACCACCUGGCACUCAAGGAUGAUGUGAGGCGUAAGGUUCAUCUGAACACCUUUGGAUUCUUUAAGGAUGGGUACAUGAAGGUCAACGUCAGUAGCCUCUCAGUGAAUGAGCCUGAAGACAAGGAUGUCACUAUCGGAUUCAGCCUAGACCGUACAAAGAAUGAUGGCUUUUCUUCCUACCUGGAUGAAGAUGUGAAUUACUGUAUUUUAAAGAAACAGUUUGCCUCUGUCACACUUCUAAUCCUAGACAUCUCCAGAAGUGAAGUAAGAAUAAGGUCUCCACCGGAAGCUGGUACCCAGUUACCAACGAUCAUCUUCAACAAGGAUGAGAAGGUCAUUGGGCCGAACCAGGAGCCUGAUGUUAUUUCUGUUUCAUCAGGCAACCAGACGCAGAAAAAGCAAGACAGUGGAAACUCUAAAAGAAGUACAGUGGAUUCAAAGGCAAUGAGGGAGAAAUCCUUUUCUGUUCAUAAAAAUGAUGGAGCAGUUUCAUUUCAGUUUUUCUUUAACAUCAGCACUGAUGACCAAGAAGGCCUGUACAGUCUUUAUUUUCAUAAAUGCUCUGGAAAUGAAUUGUGGCCUAGUGACAAGUUUUCAUUCAGCCUUGAUAUUGACAUCACAGAGAAGAAUCCUGACAGCUACCUCUCAGCAGGAGAAAUUCCUCUCCCCAAAUUAUACAUUUCUAUGGCUUUUUUCUUCUUCGUUUCUGGGACCAUCUGGAUUCAUAUCCUUCGAAAACGACGGAAUGAUGUAUUUAAAAUUCAUUGGUUGAUGGCGGCUCUUCCUUUCACCAAGUCUCUUUCCUUGGUGUUCCAUGCAAUUGACUACCACUACAUCUCCUCCCAGGGCUUUCCUAUUGAAGGUUGGGCUGUUGUAUACUAUAUAACUCACCUUUUGAAAGGGGCACUGCUGUUCAUUACCAUCGCACUCAUUGGCACUGGCUGGGCUUUCAUAAAGCACAUCCUUUCCGAUAAAGACAAAAAGAUCUUCAUGAUUGUCAUCCCACUCCAGGUCCUGGCCAAUGUAGCCUACAUCAUCAUAGAAUCCACUGAGGAGGGGACGACUGAGUACGGCUUGUGGAAGGACUCCCUGUUUCUGGUUGACCUGCUGUGCUGUGGAGCCAUCCUCUUCCCAGUGGUAUGGUCAAUCAGACAUUUACAAGAAGCAUCAGCAACAGAUGGAAAAGCUGCUAUUAACUUAGCAAAACUGAAGCUUUUCAGACAUUAUUACGUCUUGAUUGUGUGUUACAUAUACUUCACCAGGAUCAUUGCAUUUCUCCUCAAAUUCGCUGUUCCAUUCCAGUGGAAGUGGCUCUACCAGCUCCUGGACGAAAUGGCAACGCUGGUAUUCUUUGUUCUAACCGGGUAUAAAUUCCGUCCAGCUUCAGACAACCCUUACCUACAACUUUCUCAGGAAGAUGAUGACUUGGAAAUGGAAUCUGUAGUGACGACGUCAGGAGUGAUGGAGAAUAUGAAAAAAGUCAAGAAGGUGACCAAUGGCUCUGUGGAGCCCCAGGGCGACUGGGAAGGCACAGUGUGAUAGAGUUGACAUUGAGGCCGGCACUGUCAAAGAAGACGUUUAAUUUAUUGAUUGUCCCAUUGGUGAGCAAGAGCAUUUCCUGACAGUGAACUAUUGGCACCUCCUAGCAGUGACACAGAGCACGUGGCUAGGAGCAAAGUGCCACAGAAACCUGAUUUUGUACUCUUUUAAUGGAAGCUGCAGCUGAGGCUGGUGAUGGGCAGCUAGAAUUCUCCUUCAGGAAGAAGUGGUAGGGAGAGGUAGAGAGAUAAGGGGGAGGAAGAGAAAAGAAAGAAUUUGUUUUUCACGUAAACUCUUUUUUCAGGUGGGAGCUCUAGGGUAUAUGCAAUUGUGACCCCACAUGUGUGGCAGAGUAGAAGGAACACUGGUGGGAGGGAGGAGGGGUGGGAAGUGUGAGUCUGAUGCCAGUCAAGGUACAGGAGUGCGGCUAUGGGACAUGGUCAGGUGUCUGCUGAGGGCACAAGACUUACAAAGAAGGGAAAGCAAGAGUGUCAUUGCAUCGUUGGGGGGGACAAAAGUAAAUGAAAUUAGGUUAUUUUAGAAAGCAAAGUCAAAGUCAAAUUUAAUAUGUAGCACCUGCCCCAGCAUGCCUGGCCCUGAAUGUUGCCCUAGACCUUUAUUUCAGAGUUUGAAAGUGAUCAGGAUCUGACAGCUCUAGAGGUCCAUUGGUCUGUCCAAAAGGGCUGUCAUCCCAGGGUUGUAAUGUCACAGUCAGGGUCGUUGGUCCUGGGACAUAGCCCAGGGGCGGGAAAUGGUCUUGAUUGAGUAUAGUCUGUUGCUUAGUGGAUGGAAAGAAAUGUAUUUUUAAGCUUACAAAGCAUUCUCCUGUAGGAUUUUCCCACACACCUGGCUUCCCCGGCAGUCCAGGGCAGCAUUGUCUCUUGUUUCCACCCCUCUCUUGUGGCUUGAAUCUAUUUUGUAUGAUCAGAAUUUUGUGGAAAAUGGGAAGGAAUUUUCCUUAAGGAGCAGCUGGGGGCACAAAGGUAGUGUUUAAACAAACACUUAAGUACAAGCCGAUCAUCCUCAUUAGAAAUCUUUCCUAUUGACCAAGCAGGACUUCUAAAUCUGGGACUUAACACAGACUUGGUCCCUAUAUCCCAGGAGUAUGCAUAUGAGGAAAAUGAGUGUGAUUAAACAGUGUUAUACUCAGGGAUUUGAAGAAAGUGAAAUCUUUCAUGGAAACUCAGUGAAGUUCCCUCCCAAACUUUCAGAGCUUGGGGAUAAACACACAUAGUUGCCUGAAGUGAACAGUACUACAGCUCAAAGAUUAGUCAUUUGAAUAAUGGGACAAGAUUUGAAGGUCCUUUGUGAUCUAGGGCUCACCAGAAGACCAAAACAUGGCCCUGUCAGGAGUGCUGCUUGAUGCUUGGGGGCCACGGGGUAGGGUUGCUUCCAGAAUCUUGAGACACCCCUGCCUGGGCUUGUCAGUGAGCAGGUGCAAGGCCACCUGAGGGGGUGACUGUCACCUCUGGCUCAGAGGGCCAGUCAGAAACCAUGGGAUUUGGGGUCAUACUCCUAAUCGCAGAUGUGGAACUCAAAAAGUCUCUGUUUUGUUUUCUUCCCUCUCCACAUCCCUUCGUGAGUGGCCCGUGGGGAAGCAGGUGUUCUCACUGUGCACUUUUCUCAGCCCUCCGUGCUCUGCUUUUCUGGCUCACGUGGAGCAGUGGGCCUCUCCCAGGGCCCCAGAUGCCUCUGAGCAGGGAAUUUAGGGAAGCUUCAUGUAACUUCCCAUCUUCAGGAGAAGAAGGAGUCGCUUAAGGGAAUUCUUUUUUAAAACUUCACUUGGAACUAUGUGACAGGAGGAAGGACGGGAAUACUUUUAACACUUUAUGUUAUGUACACUUCCUGUACAUAAACACAGUAGGAGUGCAAAAGUGCGUCUUGUGUUACAACCACCCAAACCCUCAGAGGUGUUUCCUUCAGAAGAUGCAUUUGCUGUUUCUUCUACAAACAGAUGUUGUUGACAAGGUGAUAGACUCCUUGGCAGGAACAAAAGGUAUGAUGAAACCUUCCUAUUAGACAGGGUCUCCGUGGAGGUGUCCUCAUUUCACAUGCUGGGUUUUUGAAACAAGGAAACCAGGGAGUAGAGGAGUAAGAGGCAGGGUGAGCAUGUGUGGGGACAAGCACUGUCCAGCCCCCAGGCCAGACGGGCACCUUCCCAGUUGUGCCAACACAUGGUCCCGAGCAGCACGUGGUCUCCAGAUCCCACACACACCUCCAGGCCCAUCCACAGAGUGCCCAAGAGGCCUCAGCUUUACAGUGCUGAACUUGGUGGAAGAACAGCACGCAGAUAAUCAGGUACUCUUUUACAAGUAAAGUCCGCAGCUUUUCUAAUAAGCAGGUCAAAGGUUUGGAGUCAGGCUGAUGAUUAAGAAAAAUCAAAACCCCAGCUCAGGAUUAGGAAAACAGGUGGUGGUUCCAAGCUUUUAAAAAAAUUAUUUAAGCUUUCAUCCUGUUCUGUAAAUUUGUCUUCUCUUUCUCCAUAGCACUUAAUAGCUGUGACCCAGUGUUCAGUUGUCCUCAAGUAAAGAUGGUCCUGAGGUCCUGAUGGUCCAAGUAGUGUUACUAACUAGCAGGCCCCUCUUGCGAGUGGGCUGCUCUUCACCAGCCACUUGGGCUCAAUGUCAUGCAGAGUUUGAACAGUUAAGCCCUUGCAGUAUUUCAGGGAUUGGGCAAAAACACCGGGUGCACAUCACAGAGCCAUAGGUGGUAUUUAUAGCUCAGCUCGUGCUCCUGCUUGCGGUCCUGCCUGCACAGAAAUCCAUGUUUCCUUUGAGAAAUCGGCAGACUAAAAGUGCUGCUGGCUGUGAGAUGUACUGAAAUGUGUGUAUUUUGCUAGAAAAUUAUUUCUUGAACAAGAACAGCCAUUGAUCUCUUGAUCCUGCCUAUUAACACUGGCCAUGGAUUGAUUAGCCUGUUUCUUAGACCCUCAGUGCUUUGAAAUUUAAGUUAUUUAAGAUCUGUCAAGUUGAAUAUCAUCCUGGUGACUUGGUGGUCCAUUGUCUUGUAAUGAGAUGCUUGCUCCAGUGUUAAAGACGCAGCUGCAAGCAAAACCUGGGCCAGUUCCAUUUUCUUUCAAGAAACCACUUUUAUGUAAAAGAUUCAGUUUUUUUGUCCCCCCCAGACAUGUCCAGCCAGCCAAGGCAGCACACAGCCUCCUAAGUCCACUUCACGUGACUGCUGCGGCCAGAUUUCCACUCCCAAAUUAUGAUCUUAUCAGGAUCUCUUCUCUCUGUGUCCCACAGCCUUCUCUCUCUCAA
This is a messenger RNA of Otolemur garnettii (small-eared galago), 5043 nucleotides long. It is a transcript of the gene GPR107, whose product is annotated as G protein-coupled receptor 107. The coding region runs from base 122 to 1783 and encodes 553 amino acids. Gene Ontology annotation, biological process: clathrin-dependent endocytosis. Gene Ontology annotation, molecular function: clathrin heavy chain binding. Gene Ontology annotation, cellular component: clathrin-coated vesicle; membrane; Golgi apparatus. The transcript has 18 exons. Lineage: Eukaryota; Metazoa; Chordata; Mammalia; Primates; Galagidae. The record is from RefSeq and is a predicted model, not a curated record.